Molecule: messenger RNA, 639 nt
Organism: Pestalotiopsis fici W106-1
Lineage: Eukaryota; Fungi; Ascomycota; Sordariomycetes; Amphisphaeriales; Sporocadaceae
Exons: 1
Coding region: 1-639 (212 amino acids)
Source: RefSeq, a predicted model, not a curated record
AUGGCAAUCCAUGAUACCACUGGAAAAGUCAAUGCGCCUGCGUUUGACCGCUUCCUUUCCAUCACUCCCCAGCUCAGUAACACGCUUCGUGUUGACAGUCAUUUGAACAUGACGUUUGAGCUGGAUGAGCCAACCGAGUACAGACAGUUAUGGCUCACAAUGAAUGUAAAGAAUGAUGGGCGUUUCCUACAAAAAGCAUUAGAAGCGCAACGCGAUUUUAUUGCUAGUUGGAAGGCGGACCAGGACCCAGACUUUGUCAACUUUGUGGUCAUCCAAUCAAUGCCCAAAGUGUUGUUUGAGAGCUCUGUCAACAGGGGUGGAAACGUCACUGGCAUGGAGCGCGAAGCAGGCGACGCGAUUCUGUACCAAAUGCAACACAUGGUUCGGAAUGCUGAGCAAGAGGCCGCGGCGCGCAAGAGGUUGAUUCCGAUGCGCGACGCACUGAAGCAGUACAGCAUCGAUAUUGGCGUCGAUAUAGAGUGGCAAUAUCUUGCAUACGCAGACGGCAGUCAAGAUCCACUGUCUACAUAUGGCCCAGAGAACAUUGAGCUCAUGCGAAAUGUUGCGACGAAGUACGAUCCCCAGGGUGUUUUCCAAUCUCGAGUUCCUGGUGGCUUCAAGCUUUUCAAGUCUGCUUGA